This is a messenger RNA of Betta splendens (Siamese fighting fish), 4633 nucleotides long. RefSeq names its product SWI/SNF-related, matrix-associated actin-dependent regulator of chromatin, subfamily a, containing DEAD/H box 1 a (gene smarcad1a). Gene Ontology annotation, cellular component: nucleus. The transcript has 23 exons. The coding region runs from base 380 to 3580 and encodes 1066 amino acids. Lineage: Eukaryota; Metazoa; Chordata; Actinopteri; Anabantiformes; Osphronemidae. The record is from RefSeq and is a predicted model, not a curated record. Gene Ontology annotation, molecular function: ubiquitin binding; DNA binding; ATP binding.
GACCAAUGAGCGUGUUCGGAAAGCCGGCACAGCAUCCUCCGGUCCGCCGGAGUUCGCGGGAAAGCGGUUGGGUAAUGACAAUACAGCAAGCACGAUUGGACAGGAAUCAAACGGUUUCUAUUGCUACUAAAGCACAAUGUGGCAUUAAUCGAGCCGUUUUUAGCUUCUACGGUUAAAAACUGAAUAGUGUCACUGCUUGAACUCGUCGUCUAGCUAUGACUGUUGUCCAGGCUCGUAGGCGCUAACACCCGAUGCUUUCUAGCUAGGUUGUCACGUUGGGCGAAAGAAUAUUGGGCUUCAUGCGGCUGGACGGAGAAAAUAUUGCUGAGUAGAAAGAGACAAAGGGCUGCCUCUACCUGGCACGAAAGAGAAGGUUACCAUGAGUGUGUUCAACUUGGACCGUUUUCGUUUCGACAAGAAGGCGACGACUGCAGCGAACAAAGAACAGAUUAACGGGUCCAAAAGCCCGGAGUCAGAGAAGGAGAACAAACCAGCACAGAUGAAAGCUGUCAAAGCGCAACCAAAGGCCCACGCCCGUGGAGUAGUGUUUGACGAAGCCAUCACUUCGGACUCAGAAGACGAUGAGGUCCUCUCUGAACCAAAAUCCAAAAUCUCAUCAGCAAGAAAAUCCACGAAUCCCACCUGCAGAUCAUCGCUAAAUGAGGCUCCUGGUGACGAGGACAGCCAACUGGAGGAGAAAGCAGACAGACUGCUAGAGAUGUUUCCUCAGUUGACAAGGAAGGAAGUUUUAGAGAUUGUUGGAAGCACAAGCACAUUGGAUGGUGCUGUAGCCGCAUGCCUUUUAAGAUUUGGUGAUAAAGGAGGUCCUGAAUCCAGCAAGAAGAGGAAGAAGGAUGAAUCAAAAAGUUCUCAGGACAGUAAUAAAAAUCAGCCUAGCAAGAGGAGAAAACCAUCUAUGGUCUCAGAUGAAGAAUCUGACUCUAAACAACCAAGCUGGGAGAAGCAAGAGGCCAUGGUGAGAAAACUGCAGAAAAAGUUUCCUGACCAGGAUAAGGAGGAACUAAGGAUGGUGCUGCAGGAACACAACUGGGAAAUUGAGGAUGCUCUGCAGGUUCUGCAGAUGUUCUCAGACACCGAUCACACCAGUUUCAGCUCACAUGAGUCAGAAGACAAGAAAUCCAACAAGUCAAAGAGUAAAGAAAAGUCAAGUCAUGGCCAGCUGAGAAGCCACAAACAUCAUAAAAAUGAGAAAAAUGUUCAAGCUUUCAAAGACUAUGUUAGUGAAACGGAGGGAGAUAGUGAAGAUGACACAGAUGCUACAAAGGACAAAAAAAACAAUUCAGACACAAAUAAAAGUGUGGAUUCCAAACAAAGGAGUAACUCCUCUACUCUGUCUACAUGGCUUAUAAAAAGUUCUGAUUCAGAGUCUUCAGCUUCUUCAGCCAAGAAAGUGUCUACCUUUAACACUCCAAAGCCAUCCUCUUCAUCCUCUUCAUCCUCUUCAUCCUCUGCUGCCCAGAUGCUCUCCAAAUUUGCCAGUGGCACCAGUAUAGCUAAGAAGGAGGCGGAAGAGAGAAAAAGAAAGGCGCGCGCUUCCAACGAAAAUGUCAGUUCAGAGGAAGAAAAUGACGACGAAGAGGACACUGUCAGCAGCGAGUUCGAGGACUCGAACGAUGAGCUGGACUGUGAAGGCAUCAUGACAGACUUGAAGAGGGAGAUUCUCGCUUUCUUCCAGGAUGCCUUGAUAGAUGAGCUGUCGCUAAUCUCUGGCUGCUCCGUUAAAAAGGCCCAGAAAAUCGUGGAACUGAGACCAUUUGACAGCUGGCAAAGUCUGAUUGAGGUCUUCCAUAAGGAGAAUGGACUCUCUGAGGAUUUGCUGAUGGGUUGCAGAGUUGUCCUCAAAGAGCGGAAAGUUGUCCUCGGGCUCAUGUCCAAAUGUGAGACCAUCUCUUCCAAAAUGGUCAAACAGGUCACUAAGCUGAUGGAGAAAGCCACGGGGGGCGUGGAACAGCCCAGCAUUCUCAACAGCAAGUUUCAUCUGAAACCCUAUCAGCUGAUUGGUCUGAAGUGGCUGCUGCUUCUGCAUGAGCAUAAACUGAGUGGCAUCCUCGCUGAUGAGAUGGGUUUGGGGAAAACUAUCCAAGCUAUAGCGUUUUUGGCCCAGUUAUAUCAGAAUGGGAUAGAGGGCCCCCACCUCAUCACUGUGCCCUCCUCUACACUGGAUAACUGGGUCAGAGAACUGAAGCUGUGGUGUCCAAGCCUCAAAGUGCUCGUCUAUUAUGGUACUAUGGAGGACCGCCGCUACCUCAGACACGACAUCCUUAAUGAGGACGUUGAGUUUAAUGUCAUUGUCACCACCUACAACUUGGCGAUAGGAAAUGACAGCGAUCGCAGCCUUUUCCGUAAGCUGCGUCUGACGUAUGCUGUGUUCGAUGAAGGCCACAUGUUGAAAAACAUGAGCUCUCUGCGCUACCGGCACCUUAUGGCCAUUAAUGCUGAACAUCGUUUGCUGCUGACUGGAACUCCUUUACAGAACAACCUCUUGGAGCUGAUGUCUCUCCUGAACUUCAUCAUGCCUUCUAUGUUCUCCAGCUCCACUACACAGCUCUCUAAAAUGUUUUCUCUGAAAUCCCACGAUGAGCAGAGCCGUUUUGAGCGGGAUCGUAUUUCUCAGGCCAAGCUUAUAAUGAAACCAUUCAUUCUCCGUAGAGUCAAGAGUGAGGUUCUUAAGCAGUUGCCAGCAAAACAAGAGAAGGUGGAGUUCUGCUCAAUGAGUGAGAAACAGCAGGUUCUCUACCAGACCCUGCUCAAUAAACUCAAGAGAUCAACUAAUGGCGAGAAGCGUGAAUUAUGUAAUGUGAUGAUGCAGUUGAGGAAAAUGGCCAACCACCCUCUGCUUCAUAGACAGUAUUACACCACAGAAAAGCUCAAAGCCAUGAGCAAACUCAUGCUCAAGGAACCAACUCACUUUGAUGCAGAUGCUGCUCUGAUUCAGGAGGACAUGGAGGUGAUGUCAGACUUUGAGCUGCACCGCUUGUGUCAGCAGUACUCCUCCAUCCGCUCCUACCAGCUUGAAAACAAUCUGCUGCUUGACUCAGGGAAAUUUCUCCACCUCACAGAGCUGCUCGACACACUUAAAAAGAAGGGUGAUCGUGUAGUGUUGUUCAGUCAGUUCACCAUGAUGCUGGACAUUGUGGAAGUGCUGCUUACACAUCUCAAGCAUCGUUAUGUCAGACUGGAUGGAUCCACACCCAUUGCAGACAGGAUCGUACUGAUCGAUGAGUUUAACACGGAUCCUGACAUAUUUGUGUUCCUGUUGUCAACCCGAGCUGGUGGCCUGGGCAUCAACCUCACUUCUGCUAAUGUUGUCAUCCUACAUGACAUUGAUUGCAAUCCCUACAAUGACAAACAGGCAGAGGACAGGUGUCAUCGUGUAGGCCAAACCAGGACUGUACAGGUGAUCAAGCUGAUCAGUAAGGACAGCAUAGAGGACUGCAUACUGCAGCUGAGCCACAAGAAAUUAAAGCUGGAGCAGGACAUGACUGCAACUGAACAAGGUGGUGAGGGGACCAUACCUGAUGAUAUGGCAACUUUGCUCAAAGCCUCUCUGGGACUGUAACGCACACAAACACGUGAAACACGAGUGUCCAGAUACAGUUCAAUCGCAUUCCUGUGGUUCUUGGCUAAGCAGACUGUUUUGUUUCUAUACUGGAGAACUACUGAAAUGCUGCCAUAUAGAUUUCCUGUGUGGCAUGGUGGCCGUGCCUGCAACACUACUUUUACACGUUCACACAUUUUGCCCUUACGUUGACAACGUGAUCAGGAGAGAAAGGUUCAACAAAUAGCUGUGCCUUUUUAAAUCUAGUGGUAUAACUUGGUACAGGAGAAGCGCCAAUCUGUGGAAACUUGAACAAAAACCCCAAACCGCUACAAACGCAACACUUUUUGGCGUACGCCAAUAAACUUGUGAUACUCUGGGUAUUAUGACUGAAAAGACUUUUAAAAAGUAAAUUCCCAAACCCCUGUGACGUGAUGUUUGUGUUAUCCAUACUUAGGUAACUAUGAUGGUAAGUACAAUAAGAAUGUUAGUUGUCUUUGUUAGAUUAAAUAUAUCAAAUUGUUCAAAUUAUAUUGUACACAAUUUUACCUGUUUAAAGUUCAGUUUACAGAGGUUUUGCUGCUGUUCCAUGACAGGGUUUGAACAGCAGGUGGUGGACUUCACUCUGCUGCCAAUACUGAUCAGACUCUUAUUGCAUAGAAAUUAGCAACAUAUCUGAGGAAUUGUGUCAUCUGUCACUGAGUAUGGUGUGGUGGUGUCAUGUUUUUUUUUUUAUUCCGUUACCAUUCACAAUUGAUUUGCUCCUGCAAGAGUUUAAUACACAAACAUGCCCAUUUUUCUGUGGAGAUGAUGUGCAGAUCUCUAUUCAAAGACAGUGAAAUCUAACAUUGAAUGUUUUGCAUAAACAUGGUGCUCAAGUUGACUUUCAAUUAGGACAAUGAUGGCAGCAGCUGCAUUUGUUUACUGUGUUAAGUGGCGGCUGUGUUGUAAUUGUAUGCGUGUUACUGUAAGAGCUUACUUACUAAGCAUUUCUAUGUUGUUGUUUUUUUUUUUUUAAACUUUAGGUUCCUUUUUGAAUUUAAUAAAUAUUGGUAUAAAAGUUUUGUCUGACUA